Gymnogyps californianus (California condor) is the source of this 4122-nucleotide messenger RNA. It is a transcript of the gene IFT80, whose product is annotated as intraflagellar transport 80. Gene Ontology annotation, molecular function: protein binding. The coding region runs from base 39 to 2375 and encodes 778 amino acids. NCBI's taxonomy places the organism in Eukaryota, Metazoa, Chordata, Aves, Accipitriformes, Cathartidae. The record is from RefSeq and is a predicted model, not a curated record. The transcript has 19 exons. Gene Ontology annotation, cellular component: intraciliary transport particle B; centrosome; cilium. Gene Ontology annotation, biological process: cilium assembly.
UACAUAUCUUUUUUUAAUGCUCCAUCUGAAUAACUGAAAUGAGACUGAAGACUUCACUUUUAAAGGAACCAAAACAUAAAGAAUUAGUUAGCUGUGUGGGAUGGACUACGGCUGACGAGCUAUAUUCCUGCAGCGAUGAUCACGAAAUUAUGAAAUGGAACCUUUUAACUAGUGAGACUACUCGAGUGGUGAAACUUCCAGAUGAUAUUUAUCCCAUAGAUCUUCACUGGUUUCCCAGAAGUAUAGGUGGGAAGAAGCAGUCCCAUGCCGAGAGCUUUGUUCUAACAAGUUCUGAUGGGAAGUUCCACUUGAUUUCAAAGUUAGGAAGAGUAGAGAAAAGCGUAGAAGCACACUGUGGAGCUGUACUUGCAGGAAGGUGGAAUUACGAAGGAACGGCACUGGUUACAGUUGGUGAAGACGGCCAAGUGAAAAUCUGGUCUAAAAGUGGAAUGCUGAGAUCCACUUUAGCUCAGCAAGGAACACCAGUGUACUCAGUAGCCUGGGGACCUGAUUCUGAAAAAGUUCUCUACACUUCAGGGAAGCAGCUGAUUAUUAAACCUCUUCAGCCAAAUGCUAAAGUUUUGCAGUGGAAAGCCCAUGAUGGACUUAUUUUAAAAACUGACUGGAACUCAGUUAAUGAUCUUAUUCUUUCUGCAGGUGAAGAUUGUAAAUAUAAGGUUUGGGACAGUUAUGGACGUCUACUGUACAGCUCACAGCCCCAUGAAUAUCCUAUAACAUCUGUUGCCUGGGCUGUGGACGGAGAAUUAUUUGCUGUGGGGUCUUUUCAUACUUUGCGUCUAUGCGAUAAAACUGGGUGGUCUUAUGCUUUAGAGAAGCCAAACACUGGCAGCAUAUUUAAUAUUGCGUGGUCUAUUGAUGGCACUCAACUAGCCGGAGCAUGUGGAAAUGGACACGUCAUUUUUGCCCAUGUCGUGGAGCAACGCUGGGAGUGGAAGAACUUUGAAAUAACGUUAAUUAAGAGGAGAACCAUGGAGGUGCACAAUGUUAUUAAUGAUGCAGUAGAUAUGUUGGAAUUCCGUGACAGGGUUAUUAAGGCCUCUUUGAACUACGGGCAUUUGGUUGUUUCAACUUCUCUUCAGUGUUACGUCUUUUCUACAAAGAACUGGAAUACUCCACUGAUCUUUGACCUGAAGGAAGGAACAGUUAGUUUGAUUCUACAAGCAGAACGGCAUUUUCUUCUUGUAGAUGGUGGAGGACUUUGUUUAUAUUCAUAUGAAGGAAGAUUAAUUUCCUCUCCAAAAUUUCCAGGAAUGAGAACAGACAUUUUAAAUGCCCAGACAGUAUCUCUGAGUAAUGAUAUUCUAGCAGUAAAAGACAAAGCUGAUGAAAAGGUUAUCUACAUAUUUGAAGCUUUAUCUGGAAAGCCAUUGGGUGAUGGAAAGCCUCUAACCCAUAAGACGGAAAUUGUGGAGAUUGCUUUGGACCAGAAAGGACUUACAAGUGAAAGAAAAAUAGCUUUUAUUGAUAAGAACAGAGAUCUUUACAUUACUUCAGUUAAACGGUUUGGAAAAGAACAGAAGAUUGUCAAAAUAGGGACAAUGGUUCAAACUUUGGCUUGGAAUGACACGUCUAACAUUCUUUGUGGAAUUCAAGAUAGCCGUUUGACAGUCUGGUACUACCCCAACACAGUCUAUGUAGAUAAAGAUCUUUUGCCAAAAACUCUGUAUGAAAAAGAUGCAAGUGAAUUUAGCAAAAAUCCCCAGAUUGUACAUUUUGUAGGAAAUCAAAUAACAAUUAGAAGAGCAGAUGGUUCACUUAUUCACCUUAGUAUUUCACCUUAUCCUGCGAUUCUUCAUGAAUAUGUUAGUAGUUCUAAAUGGGAAGAUGCUGUCAGAUUGUGUCGCUUUGUCAAGGAUCAAACUAUGUGGGCAUGUUUAGCUGCUAUGGCAGUUGCCAACAAAGACAUGGCUACAGCAGAAAUCGCCUAUGCAUCAAUUGGUGAGAUUGACAAAGUUCAGUAUAUCAAUUCCAUCAAAGAUCUUCCAUCAAAAGAGUCAAGGAUGGCUCAUAUACUGCUGUUCAGUGGAAACACCCAAGAAGCCGAAACCCUGCUUCUUCAAACAGGCCUUAUUUAUCAAGCUAUUCAAGUCAACAUUAAUCUUUACAAUUGGGAUAGGGCCCUAGAACUAGCAGUAAAGCACAAGACACAUGUUGACACAGUCCUGGCUUAUCGACAAAAAUUCCUAGAGGACUUUGGUAAAAAAGAAACAAACAAAAGAUUUUUGCAAUAUGCAGAAGGUCUGGAAGUUGAUUGGAAUAAAAUCAAAGCCAAAAUAGAGAUGGAAAUUGCUAAAGAAAGAGAACGAGCAGCAGCCAGUCCCGCAGUGAGAGCUAGUGUAACUGUACAGCAAUAACUGUCCUUCUGGUCACCUUAAUAAGUGCUUCUUGAAUAUUUUGUACUGGCAUGUUUUGACAAAUAUAAAUAAAAAAAGCCACAGCAAACAUUUUGUGGGAACAGGAGUGAGAAUUGGUGUAGUUCUUGUUAAUUGUUGGAUAACAGGCAGAAUUAUUUAUUUACUACAGUCUCAUUUUGAGCUGGGUUUAUAUUCUGAUGCCCUAGCUCCAGUGAGUAGCUACAUUGUAGUCCGUAAUACAUGUAUGAGAAAAAAGGGAAAUUAACUGUCUUUCCGUUAGUGGCUUUUAAAUUUUCAUUGCCAUUAAAAUUAUUUAACCUUGGUUGCCUCUAAUUAAGUACCGAUUUCCCUGUUUAAGCACCUAAUUAAGUAGUUUGGUUGUUUCUGCAACCUCAGGGACCUCUGAAAAGACUUGUUUAAAUUGCCCUAAAACAAAUUUAGCAAACUGUAAGUGUUGAAAAUUAAAAAAGAAGCUUGCACCUAUAAAGUACAAAAGAAUAUUUCACUCACAGUUAUGGUAAUACAUAUUUCUGCUAGUAUGUAUGUACUAGCAAGUUCUUCAGUGGAUGAUUUCAGAUUACUUCAGCAACUCAGGUUCGUCACUGUAGCAAACUAUUUAGCAAUAAAGGGUGUUUUCUAAGAUAAUGUAAAUUGUUUAGAAUACUAUGGAAUGUGCUUUGAAUGUUGUUUGAAGUAACAAAAGGUGUUACUGGUUGGUUUUGUAGCAUCUAACAUGUAUACUUGACAACGAUAUUCAGAGCUUCCUUAAGGUUAAAAUAUCAUAUUAAUUUAAAAUAAGAAAGAGCUUUCCACGUAUUUUUUUCUGCCCAAAGCACUUGAUUUGAAAAUAUUGUUUUUACAUUUGUGUUAUUUCAUCAAGAUACGUUUUUCUUUGGUUUACAUAUGAAAGUGGCUGCAUAUGUUACAUGUUCUUUGCAGAAGCCCUUUGCAUUAUAAAUACGUGAGCAGGUUAUUCACAAUUGACAUUGUAUAAUAUGUAUCUUUCAAGUGUUACCAUCAAAAUGUUAAAUAUCUGUAUGUCUGGCAAAUUUCUUCUGUUUUGUAAAUCAUUAUGUGACACUUUUUUGCAUAGUUCAUAAAUUUCUUAAUAAAAACAAAAAAGGGUUUUUUUAAAAUGUAUCUAAUACAUGAUGCAUUAGGUGAUCUCCAUUGAUUUACCUGACUGCUAAAUAAAACAACAAUUUUGAUGUAGCUCAUUUGAAGUUCCGCAGUAUGCUGGUGUACUGACAUGUGGCAAAGUGAACACUUUCACCUUCCAUUGACUUGCAGAAAGCACUUACUAGUUCCAGAAUUGAGCCCAAAAUAUCACUAAUGGCAAGUGUUUAAUCUUAAAUUUAUGAAGCCUGCCUCAGAUUUGUAAUGCAAUGUAAGCAAUUUUUGAAGACCGGUCUAGUGGUGAUACAAAGUUCAGGGUCUCAGCUCAAUCUUGCUCUUUUAUUCUUGGGCCAGUUGGAAGUACAGCAGAGGCAGCAAAUUCACUCGGCUUCUUAAAAAUGCCUGGUGCAACAAUUAACCAUUGCAAAGAUGAGAGAAAACGGUGGAAUGGAUGCCCCGCUUGCAGAGGUACUGUCUUAGACUGACUGCCCUUCAGGUUGAUGUCUAUGUCGUUCACAGAAAGUGGUACCGCAGUGCUUCAAGCUGGCUCUCCGUGCCUCGGUAUUAAUGAAAAACGUUGUAUUUGUAGGAGAUGGGAAAGGUUGUUUAGUUCCUAGGCCAAAGCACAAUA